CCCCCCCCCCCCCCCUCGAGAUUUCUCCUCUCGCCGCCCCGCCCUGAUUCGAUUCCGAAGAUGAUGCUCCUCGCCAAGGAGUUCGCCCUCUCGCCGCCCGCAGCGGCCACGCCGCGCCGGAGGGCGUCCGCCAGGGUCGCGCCCACCGCCGGAGGGUGUCCGCCGAUCCCUGACCUCUGGCUGCGGACCGCCGCUCCCCCUGCCUUCGGGAGCCACAGCCACGACAGCGACACGGAUUUGGCCAUGCUCGUCACCGACUUCCUCGAGAACGGCGCCGGGGACUCGCGCGCCACCAGCGACAACGAGUCCGCCCUCUCCGACCUCACCCACCUCGCAGACAACAUCAUGAUGCUCAAGCAAUGCGGAGAUGAGAAACAAAAUGAGCUUCUCUCCAUGGUCCACUCGCUACUCUUCUCUAUCCAUGGGUCUGAGCUUCAGUGUUUCAAAAGAGGCCAAUGCAGUGGCGGUUGCAUCCGCCAUCUACUUGUCAAGCUUUUGAGAUACUCGGGAUAUGAUGCAGCAGUCUGCACAUCCAAAUGGCACGGCUUUGACAAGAUACCUGGAGGUGACCACGAGUACAUUGAUGUCAUAGUGCAUGGUGAUACUACUGACACACAGCGUCUGAUAGUUGACAUCGACUUCAGGAGCCACUUUGAAAUUGCCAGGGCAGUUGACUCUUAUGGCACUCUGUUAAAUUCACUCCCGGUGGUGUACAUCGGCACCCUUCCAUGCCUGAAGCAGUACCUGCAUGUGAUGGUAGACGCUGCAAAAUGGUCCCUGGAGCAGAACUCUAUGCCGCUUCCUCCUUGGAGAUCCUUGCCUUAUCUCCAAGCGAAAUGGCAGUCCAAGUAUGAGAGGAAAAACUUGAUUACUGAGCAAGGUUUCCACGGCACAGCUUCGGAUCACACGGUGUGCAUUGGACACCUGAAGAGGCUGAAAACUUCCCUCCAGUCGGAGCUUGAAACCGAAAGAUUGCUGAUGAUGCCAAUGAAGGCAGACAAGAAGAGGAUGCCAAAGUUUGAGAGGCCGUGGCGGCGUUCCCUUCUCAGUUGUUGAUACAGAUUUUUGUUCCCUGCAUACAGAAGAACACCGAGGGAAAUGAGCAGUAGCUUGCUGCUGGACAUUUUUGUUUUCCCUGGAAAAGGGAGAAACGAGGCCCUUUUUACAAGUUUUGGAGUUUACAGAUAAGUUGAGAUAGGAGAUGGAUACUAACAGGCAGUGUUAGUGCCAGGGUUUUUAAAGGCACAUAUAAGGGGGAAAAGAACUAGAAGAAUUGUUUUCCGGUUUUGGUUUUCAUUCAUUCGUCGAGGAUGGAUAUGCGGGCGGUGAAUCUGCUGCAUACCAACACUGUAAUUGAUUUUUGAGUGACACAGCUGUUCCCUUGCUCUUUUUGGAGCACGCUUUUGUUUCUUUCCCACAAUGUAAUUGUAGGAUGUACAAGUUGAGUUGGGCUUGUUGAAAAGUAUAUGUUUCUGUUCAUUUGGUUAUAGAGAAUAUUAUUAUUAUUAUUUUGCGCUACAGAAGGCUC
Messenger RNA from Panicum virgatum (switchgrass), 1528 nucleotides. RefSeq lists its product as uncharacterized. The coding region runs from base 61 to 1056 and encodes 331 amino acids. The transcript has 3 exons. The record is from RefSeq and is a predicted model, not a curated record. Lineage: Eukaryota; Viridiplantae; Streptophyta; Magnoliopsida; Poales; Poaceae.